Molecule: messenger RNA, 1476 nt
Organism: Toxorhynchites rutilus septentrionalis
Lineage: Eukaryota; Metazoa; Arthropoda; Insecta; Diptera; Culicidae
Product: mitochondrial dicarboxylate carrier-like
Exons: 4
Coding region: 192-1058 (288 amino acids)
Biological process (GO): oxaloacetate transport; succinate transmembrane transport; thiosulfate transport
Molecular function (GO): thiosulfate transmembrane transporter activity; oxaloacetate transmembrane transporter activity; succinate transmembrane transporter activity
Source: RefSeq, a predicted model, not a curated record
AGCAGCAGUAGCUGCGUUAUGUCACACACCUGCUUCGCGAGGACGACAGCCGUGUGUCGUUCGAUGUUCAACGUUCAAUGACGAAAGUGAUACCUGUGAUCGAUAAUCUAACACCGUUUGCCGUUUCAUUUAUUUCCAGGGCAAAACGGAGCACGGUCAGGUCGUUCCAGGACUAGUCACUAUACAACAGCAUGGCCGAUGACAAGCGGAAGCGACUGUCCUACUGGUACUUUGGUGGACUGGCCAGUGCCGGUGCGGCUUGCUGUACCCACCCGUUGGAUCUACUCAAGGUCACCCUGCAAACCCAGCAGGAGGGUAAAAUCUCGCUGCUGCAGCUGACCGGAAAAGUCGUUCGAACGCAGGGUGUGCUGGCCCUGUACAAUGGCCUAUCGGCAUCCUUGCUGCGUCAGCUUACCUACUCCACUACACGGUUUGGGAUCUACGAGGUCGGCAAGCAAGCCAUGGGACCUGAUUCGGGUUUCAUCGGAAAAGCUUUCUUAGCGGGUGCAGCUGGCGCUGCCGGAGGCUUUGUCGGUACCCCUGCCGAUAUGGUGAACGUUCGCAUGCAGAAUGAUAUCAAGCUUCCUCUGGACCAGAGAAGAAACUACAAGAAUGCGAUCGACGGCCUCUUCCGAGUCUACCGGGAAGAAGGUUUCAGUCGUUUGUUCUCUGGUGCAUCUACUGCUACCUCACGUGCCGUGUUCAUGACCAUCGGACAGCUCUCGUUUUAUGAUUUGGUCAAGGAUCUCCUGCUGAACUCGGGUUACUUCGGUGACAACCUGACGACUCACUUCCUGUCCUCGCUGACGGCGGGUGCGAUCGCCACCACGCUAACCCAACCGUUGGAUGUGCUGAAAACGCGUGCCAUGAACGCCAAACCGGGCGAAUUUGCGAAUGUGUGGGAUAUCGUUAAAUUCACGGCCCGACUGGGUCCACUCGGUUUCUUUAAGGGUUACGUGCCGGCCUUCGUCCGUCUGGGUCCGCACACCAUUCUGACCUUCGUGUUCCUCGAGCAGUUGCGGCUGAAUUUUGGCUACCUCAAGCCGGAGAAGCAGUGAACGCAUUUGGUAUUUCAUCGGGCUUGGGCGAAAAUGCAUGCUAUUGAUUUGAUGUGUAGGGGAGUCGAUGGUCUUAUUGCUAGUUCUUGGAAAGGAUACGGGUUAUCGUCGCAAUUGAAACAUUCAUAGUAGGAGUGGGUAAAAUUUUCGUGUUUAUGUGUUUACGGUAAGCAGCAAAUAACAAAUCGCAUUUGUAGUGUACCUAAUUCUCGGGUAUCAAGCGGUUUUAAUUGAGAAGAAAGAUGCUUUUAUCUGAAUAAGAACGAUUCAGAAAAUUCAAACAAUAUAGCAUUCCACUAAUACUAGUUACUGUUGGUAAGGAGAAAAUAAGGAUACUUUUAUUUUUUUUAAUUUCGCCCAAUUGUGAGAUCAGAAUGUGUAUAAAAAUGAUCAAUAAUACGAUUAUAUUUAUGUUGAA